Messenger RNA from Vicugna pacos (alpaca), 693 nucleotides. The record is from RefSeq and is a predicted model, not a curated record. NCBI's taxonomy places the organism in Eukaryota, Metazoa, Chordata, Mammalia, Artiodactyla, Camelidae.
AUGAUAGAAAUUGAUGAAGGAUUUGAUGGACAGGGGAGGAAAGAGAAGAGAAAAAUCAACGUAAUUUUGUUUACUAAGAAAUUCCAUCUAACUCUUCUGAAAUUGGAGUGUUCCCUUGAAAAAUACUUUCUUGCUGCUGAGAAAAAUUACCUCAGUUCCAUAAUGAUUGUUCCAGUAAGCCCUAGCAUGAAUUCCUCCUCCUUCCUUCUCAGUGGAUUUUCUGGUCUGGAACAACAAUAUCCCUGGAUCUCCAUUCCCUUCUCCACCAUCUAUGCUAUGGUACUUUUGGGGAAUUGCAUGGUGCUCUAUGUAAUCUGGACUGAGCUGAGCCUGCACCAACCCAUGUUCUACUUUCUGGCCAUGCUGGCUGUCACUGACUUGUGCAUGGGGCUGUCCACUGUGCACACAGUGCUAGGGAUCCUGUGGGGAGUCAUUCGAGAGAUCAGCCUGGAUUUCUGCAUUGCCCAGUCUUAUUUCAUCCAUGGUCUUUCCUUCAUGGAGUCCUCUUACAUCCCUAUCAUUAGCCUAACAAUGGUGCACCGUUUCGGCAAGCAUCUGUCCCCAGUGGUUCAUGUCCUUAUGGGCAACAUCUACAUUCUUUUCCCACCUUUGAUGAACCCCAUCAUCUACAGUGUCAAGACACAACAGACUUGUAGCAGAAUGCUCAGACUCUUUUCUCUGAAAAUAUAUUGA